UCUUGAAUAGUCCAGAGCACACUCAAAAGCUCAGCCUACCAGAGCACCACACAACGACCAUGGGACGGAAGGCGAAAUAUCAGACGAAUGCCGAAAAGCAGGCAGCCAAACAUGAGCAGCGCAAGAAGUAUGCGCAAUCAGAGCAGGGUCGCCUACGAAAGUCGGUUCAAAACAAACGAGCCUACGCAGCUCGUACGGAGCGCAACCCAAGCCCAUUUCGCGGCGCGCUAUCAGGGAUACCAUGUGAUGUCGUAGAAAUCGCUCGUCAACCGUGCUACAUAUCCAUUCCCAACGGAUCGGAGGUCAUGGACGACCUUGGCCUGUGGACUAGCCCGUACACCAUUGAAGUCCCGGUAGCCUACGACAACGCUGCACGGAGCGAAAUGGAUGAGCUCUUCGGACCCGACAUACUAGACCUGCAAGGGUUUCAGCGUGCAUUGAACGGCCACCAGUUCGCACGUCUUAGGAAGUCGGGGAUGGAGCGCCUGUGGAAUUGGGUGGAUUCGGAGGACAAGAUGAGUAUUGUGGUGUAUUGGACUAGUGAGCUCGACAGACGAUUGCGGGCAUGGGAGUCGAUGAAGACAACCGUGGAGAGGGCAGAGGGUCCCGAGAGCAUGAGAGAGAUUGUUCUGACUGUCGGUCGCGAGUGGGCAGCAAAGGUCAUCUGUACAUUGAAGGUCGAACUUGACUGGAUGCUUGAAUGCGCGGACCAGUACGACAGAAAAUAUGACGAUGGAAUGAUGCCGUGGCAAUGUAUGAAUGUAGAGGUCGAAUAGAGAUCAUAGUAUUGCUGUGACAUGAGCAAG
Messenger RNA from Fomitopsis serialis, 806 nucleotides. RefSeq lists its product as uncharacterized. The transcript has 2 exons. Lineage: Eukaryota; Fungi; Basidiomycota; Agaricomycetes; Polyporales; Fomitopsidaceae. The record is from RefSeq and is a predicted model, not a curated record. The coding region runs from base 60 to 776 and encodes 238 amino acids.